Leguminivora glycinivorella is the source of this 1098-nucleotide messenger RNA. RefSeq names its product protein SGT1 homolog (gene Sgt1). NCBI's taxonomy places the organism in Eukaryota, Metazoa, Arthropoda, Insecta, Lepidoptera, Tortricidae. Gene Ontology annotation, molecular function: protein-folding chaperone binding. The record is from RefSeq and is a predicted model, not a curated record. The coding region runs from base 82 to 726 and encodes 214 amino acids. The transcript has 6 exons. Gene Ontology annotation, biological process: protein stabilization.
GAAAAAACUAUUUUUGUCGAAUGCGGUGCUAGAAUUUUCCAAACAACCGUUGCCUACGGGAGAGAUUAAAAAGUCUGAAAUAUGACCGACACAGCAGAAAAUACUAUCGCAGCGAAGCCAAAAAUCAAGCAUGACUGGUACCAGACAGACGCACAGGUGGUGGUCACCAUUCUGCUCAAGAACGCGCCGGCUGACAAGGUGAAAGUUCAUUAUGGAGACCGCAGUCUUUCAGUGUCUGCCCCACUACCAAACACAGAUGCCGAGUACAGUCUAGAAUUAGAACUAGCACAUGAGGUGAUUCCUUCCAUGAGCUCCCACAUAGUGUCUCCGUCCAAGAUAGAAGUCAAGUUACGGAAGAAAGAGGGCCUGCGGUGGGCCAAGUUGGAGGGGGAAGGGAAUGAAGAGAAAAUAAAGGCUAUACCACAAGCUGUCAUAGAUGCUUCCGGGCCUCCUGCGCCGCCGAAGAUAUUCAAAAAAGACUGGGAUAAAAUUGAGAAAGAGAUUAAGAAAAUGAUGGCGCCACUAACAAAAAGCAUAUUUUUCCUUCUCAUAAAUAUAUAUAUUAAAAUAUACGGCGAGGGAUCAGACGAGGUGCGGAGAGCCAUGAACAAGAGCUUUGUGGAGUCCGGAGGCACAGUGCUCAGUACAAAUUGGAACCAAGUCGCCAAAGACAAGGUGGAAGUCAAGCCGCCCGAUGGACUCGAGUUCAAGAAAUGGGAUCAGUAAACUUAAUACAACCAACAUAGUCAUACAAAGAGGAUCGAGUGUACCAUAGCCUCGUGGCGCCCAAUGUACUUUCUAAAGUACAUAAUGGUUUCAAUGGAAUUUUAACUUUCAUGUAAACAAAUAAAAUAUAAUUUCUUUUGUUUCUAAAAUUUUUCGAACAAAUGAAAUUGAAUUCAAUCUCAAGUACAAUAAGAAUCAAGAUUCUCUAGCAAAAAUUUUGUAUGGUGGGCGCUACGAGGAUAGAAUAGAUAAACAAAUGUGAGUGUGCACGGGAAAACGUCCCACUUUGUCGAUUGCUAUAAAGCCGCUUUGUCAGUUUAUUCAUAUAAAGAUACAAGUAAAUCUCGCCCUAAUGGUAACCGGCAAAUUGGG